Salvia splendens (bonfire salvia) is the source of this 682-nucleotide messenger RNA. RefSeq lists its product as uncharacterized. The record is from RefSeq and is a predicted model, not a curated record. Lineage: Eukaryota; Viridiplantae; Streptophyta; Magnoliopsida; Lamiales; Lamiaceae. Bases 1 to 639 code for a protein of 212 amino acids. The transcript has 2 exons.
AUGAAUCUCCAUUUCAUGCAUCAAGCAGCUCUAGCAGAUGAGAAUCAAUGUGUUGUUGACAUGAAAACUCCAUCAUCAUGGAAUGAUUCAAGAGGAAACUGGGGUGGAUUUGUCAACAACAACACAUGUGCACAAGCACUAGAAACAUAUUUAUACGCGUUGGCGAAGAACGCCAACAAAACCGGGGAAAUAUUCCUGAACCGCACACAGCGAAAGGCCUGUCUGAGUUCAACAAACAUGACUGAGAAAACCUGUGGCAUUGAGAGGCUAAUUAGUGGGACAAAACCGGGGAAACAUAUUUACUCAGUGAAAGACGUUGUUAACGAGCAAGCAACACAGCUGCAGAAUUUGGAUCAAGGCUGCAAUGAAGGGUGCAGCUCUUGUUUGAAGAGGUGGGAGCAGAUGGAUUUUUCAUCGGCCAGUAAUAGCUCGAUCGAAGAAGAAGAAGCCGAUAUCUGUAGGUUUUCGGUUCUUGUUUCACUUACUAGUAGAAGGGCUAGUGACAUGGAAUGGAUAGAUUCAAUCUACACCUUCCUUGGAGAUGGAAUUCCAUUAGCUGAUGAGGAGAAACAAGAAAAGAAGAUGACCUUAACUAAAGGUAUGAUACUAAAAAGGAAUAAAUGGCCUGUUUUUUGGUGAUUGAUGAUUGUUGAUUACAGAUCUUGAAAUUGUGGCUUGUGGU